Messenger RNA from Tachysurus vachellii, 660 nucleotides. Its product is annotated as urokinase plasminogen activator surface receptor-like. Lineage: Eukaryota; Metazoa; Chordata; Actinopteri; Siluriformes; Bagridae. The transcript has 5 exons. The record is from RefSeq and is a predicted model, not a curated record. The coding region runs from base 10 to 660 and encodes 216 amino acids.
UCCAUUAAAAUGAAGUUGCUUCUGGUCUGCUACUUCUCUUCCUCGCUCUUCUGCUCAGUAACCAUGCUGGAUUGUUUAAGAUACAACAGUAAUUCAGGAUUGUGGAGCACCACAUUUUCACAACACUGUCCAGCAGGCAACUUAUGUGCUGCUUUGAUAUACAAUUAUUCUGUGCCAGGGUUGAAAGUGAAAAUGAUUGGAGAGAUUCAUGACUGCCUUCCACAGGCUGUAUGUAAUCACGCAAAUAAAAGUGGAUUGGAAACCACUUACACAGCUAAUGUUGGAGUGGCAAUGGGUUUUCUAUUCAUCUCUUGCUGUAAUUCUGAUAACUGCAACCGCUUCGUUGUUCCUGAGUCAAGCAACAAGCCAAAUGGACUUCAGUGUUUAAUCUGCAAUGGAUCAAGAUACACGGCAUGCAGCUCUUCCAUUUCUUGUGUAGGAAAUCAAGAUCAUUGUAUGACUGGAACAGUUUUGACCUUGGCAAACUUAACAAUCAAGGGAUGUGCCUCUAAAGGUUUCUGUGAUGCAAAUUUUCAAAAUUCCACGUUGGCAGAUGUCCGCUGUUGCUCAGGAAACUUCUGUAACGUCAGCAAUGCCUCGAAUAGGCAGGAUGUCGGCCUGUUACUGAUGAUCCUAAUUGUUAUUGAACUCCUCCUAUAA